CAUAUCGCCUCCAUGCAACCCCAGAACAACCUGGAUGUGUGAGCCAAGGGGGGAAAGGGUAGCAAUUUUGCAGAUUUUCCAAACAGGUGACUUCAGCCCCCCUGGGCCUGGGCUGGAAGGGGUAGCCCAGUGACAAUGGGCAUAGCCCCACCUCAGGAGCAGACACGUUUUGGCAGGCUUUGCAGAACUCUCUCCUCUGAUCCCACAGCAUCUGUUCUGGUUUCCCUGGCCGCUGGGGUAUGGCCGUCAAUGUGUACUCCACAUCUGUGACCAGUGAAAAUCUGAGUCGCCAUGAUAUGCUUGCAUGGGUCAAUGACUCUCUGCACCUCAACUAUACCAAGAUAGAACAGCUCUGUUCAGGGGCAGCCUACUGCCAGUUCAUGGACAUGCUCUUCCCUGGCUGUGUGCACUUGAGGAAGGUCAAGUUCCAGGCCAAACUAGAACAUGAAUACAUCCACAACUUCAAGGUGCUGCAAGCAGCUUUCAAGAAGAUGGGUGUUGACAAAAUCAUUCCUGUAGAAAAAUUAGUGAAAGGAAAAUUCCAAGAUAAUUUUGAGUUUAUUCAGUGGUUUAAGAAAUUCUUUGACGCAAACUAUGAUGGAAAGGAUUACAACCCUCUGCUGGCGCGGCAGGGCCAGGACGUAGCACCACCUCCUAACCCAGGUGAUCAGAUCUUCAACAAAUCCAAGAAACUCAUUGGCACAGCAGUUCCACAGAGGACAUCCCCCACAGGCCCCAAGAACAUGCAGACCUCUGGCCGACUGAGCAAUGUGGCCCCACCCUGCAUCCUCCGGAAGAAUCCCCCAUCAGCCCGAAAUGGUGGCCAUGAGACUGAUGCCCAAAUUCUUGAACUCAACCAACAGCUCCUGGACUUGAAGUUGACAGUGGACGGGCUGGAAAAGGAGCGAGACUUCUACUUCAGCAAACUGCGUGACAUCGAGCUCAUCUGCCAGGAACACGAGAGUGAAAACAGCCCUGUCAUUUCAGGCAUCAUUGGCAUUCUGUAUGCCACUGAGGAAGGAUUUGCACCCCCUGAGGAUGAUGAGAUUGAAGAACACCAACAAGAAGACCAGGACGAGUACUGAGGGCGGCUCCAGCCCUGGCUGACUGCACGGCUCCGUGCCUCCCCCCAUGCCCACCCCCACAUUAUAAUUCUUUCCCUCCAGCCAGUCAGCCGGCCGGGUGCUUUGUGUCAGUGCCGCAGCAUUGGGGAGCCCGGCGAGGGGGGUUGGGGGAUGGGGCAGGUGAGCAGGCAGAGGCCUUGUCCUGGUCCCCAGUGGCACUGGCCCAGGGAGCAGGACCCCUGCCCACUCCCCACCCCUAUUUAUUUCCGUUGUCUCUAUGCUGUGUUGGCCAACACUUCCCAGGGUGCUGCCGCCACCCACCCAGCCAGCCACCUGCUCCCCCAACAGCCAGCAGCUGUAUAUUUGACAAAGUCAUUGGUAUAUUUUUACUUACUGGAUUGUCCUUGCACUUUACCUGUUUUUUCCAGGGCUGACAGCGGGGCUGGGGGCAGCAUGCCUGGCUUGGCUCCCCUUUCCCUUGGCCCAGUCCGGGGCAGGACUCACUGAUUCUUAUUUAUUUUGUCUUUUGACUUCCCAAUAGUUGAGGGGGAAGGCUGAUGUGAGGAGAAGGAGGGGACUGAGGAGGCAGUGCUGUGGCCCCAGGGGUCAGGGAGAGGGAGGGGAGCAUGCGAGGGACAGCAGUGACUUCCUGGCACUGGGCUCACUCACCCAAGACCUCUGUCCCAGCACCAAAGCCCAGUACUGCCCCAAAGCCCUCAGCUACUCCCUCCUGCAGCCUAGUUCACACCACACAGACUCUGCCUGGCCCUCACUGUACGUCUGCCUCCCACCCGCCAGCCUCCCCUCCCCUGCCCCUCGGGCACCAGCCUGCAUAUGUGUUCACUUUUAUUUAAAUAAACUUGUGUGGUAAAAAGUC
Ictidomys tridecemlineatus (thirteen-lined ground squirrel) is the source of this 1941-nucleotide messenger RNA. The record is from RefSeq and is a predicted model, not a curated record. Lineage: Eukaryota; Metazoa; Chordata; Mammalia; Rodentia; Sciuridae.